Molecule: messenger RNA, 231 nt
Organism: Cryphonectria parasitica EP155
Lineage: Eukaryota; Fungi; Ascomycota; Sordariomycetes; Diaporthales; Cryphonectriaceae
Exons: 1
Source: RefSeq, a predicted model, not a curated record
CAGCUAGCUCAACAAGCUCAGCAGGCACAGUUCACUUCUACAGUCACCAGUAGUGCUAGAAAAGCGUACAAGAUGAACAAGCUUGCUAUGUAUAAUAGCAAUCAGAAGAUGCUAUAUAGAUUCCUUAUCUACUGCAGAGCAUACUUUCUGCAUUAUGCAACUCAGUUUACUAUGGAAUCUGAAAAGAUUAUUCUUGCAAAGAUUCGUUUCGAAAAGAAUAUUCUUAUCUAA